Messenger RNA from Salvelinus sp. IW2-2015, 229 nucleotides. The record is from RefSeq and is a predicted model, not a curated record. Lineage: Eukaryota; Metazoa; Chordata; Actinopteri; Salmoniformes; Salmonidae.
UGUUGACUCCAGUCCAUCCAGGACGACCCAGAGAGACUUCAGCAUCCAGCUGGAUACAGAGGAGGAGUGGGAGGCCCUCAUCCUCAAUCCCAACGAACCCCUGGUCACACGCAAGGUGAAAGGCGGGAUGCUGGCCUGCAGGCGCUGGAUUCGGGGCGGAGCCUGUACUGCUCCAAGCUGCUGACGUCACGGGCCCGCUCGCGCUACCUCUUCCUUGGCUACCUGCUGA